AUGUUGGUGCCAGCGCAGCUGACCGCAGGCUGUGCCGUGAUGACAGAAAACAUGUUGAACCAGGCCGCGACAAUCUCGUGGCAGCUCGAGACGAGCCCCGCUGCCGCGAUUCGGCACCGGCUACGUCGCACGCCCUUUAUGUCGGCGACCAUGCCCAGUGUCCCACUACGAGAGUAUUUGCAACAUCUGUACCAGCAACUCAUCACGCGAGACCAUGACAGAGCGGCACCCUUACCCUGCAGCGUUCUGGUCACUGCAACCGCACUUCUGCAGCGUCUGCAGAAGGCUGCCCCAGAAGUGUUCCAUCCUUUGAGCCUACACCGCCUCUGGGCCACAGCGUUCACACUGGGCUACGUGUGGCUGGCAGAUGUGACAAUUCGAUGGCCCACGAUGGCAGCUCUGACAGGCCUCUCAAGCGGACUGGAACUGGAACGAGCAGCUGCAGUUUUUCUGAAACUACUAGACUGGCGCUGCUUCGUCUCACAAGAAACCUACCAGCAGACGUGUCUGAGCAUCGCUCAGUCAGCAUUCCCGCGAGCCAGAUGA
This is a messenger RNA of Symbiodinium sp. CCMP2592, 546 nucleotides long. NCBI's taxonomy places the organism in Eukaryota, Dinophyceae, Suessiales, Symbiodiniaceae. The record is from the annotation of a GenBank genome assembly.